Molecule: messenger RNA, 2147 nt
Organism: Sphaeramia orbicularis (orbiculate cardinalfish)
Lineage: Eukaryota; Metazoa; Chordata; Actinopteri; Kurtiformes; Apogonidae
Product: zinc finger protein 239-like
Exons: 2
Coding region: 176-1282 (368 amino acids)
Biological process (GO): regulation of immune system process; regulation of cytokine production; negative regulation of transcription by RNA polymerase II
Cellular component (GO): nucleoplasm
Molecular function (GO): RNA polymerase II cis-regulatory region sequence-specific DNA binding; DNA-binding transcription repressor activity, RNA polymerase II-specific
Source: RefSeq, a predicted model, not a curated record
GGCAGCAGACCCCCAACCAGGUGAAGGAGAGUCCCACGGCAGAGUGAAGUGUUCCACAGUCCGACUGGAUAGAACAGCACAGGAGAAAACUGUGGAGGGAGGAAAGAAGCCAAAGGUGGAUUUUAAGAGAAACCUAAAAGUUGUAUCUGGCGAAGAUCACCUGAUUCCAGCCAACAUGGAUAGAAGACCCACCUGUGACCAGUGUGGGAAGACUUUCACUGACAUGAGUAGCUUUAAGAGACACCUACGUAUCCACAGUGGAGAAAGACCACAUGAAUGUGACCAGUGUGGGAAGACUUUCAUAAGAAUGAAUGACCUUAAGAGACACCUACGCAGCCACAGCGGAGAAAGACCAUAUGAGUGUGACCAGUGUGGGAAGACUUUUACUGACGUGAGUAUCCUAAAGAGACACCUACGCAUCCACAGUGGGGAAAGACCAUGUGAGUGUGACCAGUGUGGGAAGACUUUCACCCGCAUGAAUGACCUUAAGAGACACCUACGUGUCCACAGUGGAGAAAGACCAUAUGAGUGUGACCAGUGUGGGAAGACUUUCACCCUCAUGGGUAACCUUAAGAAACACCUACACUUCCACAGUGGAGAAAGACCAUAUGAGUGUGACCAGUGUGGGAAGACUUUCACCCUCAUGGAUAACCUUAAGAAACACCUAAACGUCCACAGAGGAGAAAGACCAUAUGAGUGUGAUGAGUGUGGGAAGAGUUUCACCCAGCUGUUUACCCUUAAAAGACACCAACGCAUCCACAGAGGAGAAAAACCAUAUGAGUGUGAUCAGUGUGGAAAGACUUUCACUCAAAUGAAUCACCUUAAGAUACAUCUACGCAUUCACAGAGGAGAAAGACCAUAUGCGUGUGACCAGUGUGGGAAGAGUUUCACCCACAUGAAUAACCUUAAGACACACCUACGCAUUCACAGCGGAGAAAGUACAUAUGACUGUGACCAGUGUGGGAGGACUUUCACUCAAAUGAAUAGGCUUAAAACACACCUACGCACCCACAGCGGAGAAAAACCAUAUGGUUGUUACCAGUGUGGGAAGACUUUCACCCAUAUGAAUAGCCUUAAGACACACCUACGCAUCCACAGCGGAGAAAGACCUUAUCACUGUGAACAGUGUGGGAAAACUUUCACACAAAUGAGUGGGCUUAAGACACACCUACGUAUCCACAAAGGAGAAAGACCAUUUGACUGUGACCAGUGUGGGAAGACUUUCAAACAACUGUCUGCCCUUAAGACACACCUACGCAUCCAUAGCAGAGACAGACCAUAAAAGUGUGAUCAGUUUGGGAAGGCUUUCACCAGCCAGAGUGGGCUUAAAACCCACCUGUGCAUCCAGAGGAGAAAGACCAUUAAACUGUGUCCAGUGUGGGAAGGCUUUCACAGCUUUGUCUGCAUUAUUUUCUCACUGUCAAGUUCUCCACAAGAACUUGAUGUCCCCCGGUGAUAAGUGCACGAAAAUACUCUGGUCGUCCAACUUUUACAGGCGUUACCAACGGACCCAUACUGGACAGAAACCCUACCAGUGCACAUUUUGUGACACACACAGGUUCACAAUUUACCAAACAAGAAUAUGUCAAAAAAUUUCCACAAAGGACAAAAACUGAACAAAUGUACAAAAAGUAAGGCUCUAGAGACUAGUAGAAACAAUCAGUGUCAUAACACACUAAAACAGGUUGAGCAUUGCAGAUGUGAAAAAAGAUUCUUGUCAUCCUCCGCUCUCUCCUAUCAUCAGGACAGAUGUGAAUCAUCAAUGUCUGGACCAAAAAGUAUCUCAGCAUCAGAUGACAAGAAGAAACACAGCGUCUGAAUCAGCAGCACCGACUUCUUUUGACUAGAACAUCAAACUUAAAAACCUCCAGAUCAGGCUCCAUAGAGUCCAGAUGUGAAGACAAACUCCAGACUGAAAGCUGUGUUUUAUUGUCCUCAGAGUAAAGAAGUGUGUUCUAAUGCACCACCUUCACAAAACAGUGACGUUACAGAACCUCAACCUGCCACAAUGUGUAAAGUUCAGCUAGUGUAGUUCAACAAGGACGUGGUUUCAAUGGGGAUACUACUUCUAUUGACUUUGUGGACUUUUAAUCAGUCACUUGUUGUGAUUCUGUUGCUGGUUGUGGUUCACACCUGUUCAUUGUUCA